This is a messenger RNA of Acomys russatus (golden spiny mouse), 2111 nucleotides long. It is a transcript of the gene Septin11, whose product is annotated as septin 11. The coding region runs from base 143 to 1435 and encodes 430 amino acids. Gene Ontology annotation, molecular function: GTP binding; molecular adaptor activity; GTPase activity. The record is from RefSeq and is a predicted model, not a curated record. Gene Ontology annotation, cellular component: microtubule cytoskeleton; septin complex; cell division site. Lineage: Eukaryota; Metazoa; Chordata; Mammalia; Rodentia; Muridae. The transcript has 11 exons. Gene Ontology annotation, biological process: cytoskeleton-dependent cytokinesis.
AUGCGGCUGGAGGCGCGCGGGUGUCGGGCGCGAGCAGGGCGCAGCCGCGAGGGAGGCGCGGGGGAGACCAGCAGGAGCAAGGGCGCUAGCAGCAGCUUGUGUCGGCAGAGAGCAGCCGGGCGCAGCCGGAGCCGUAGUCGCUAUGGCCGUGGCUGUGGGGAGACCGAGCAAUGAAGAGCUUCGUAACUUAUCGCUUUCUGGCCAUGUCGGAUUUGACAGUCUCCCUGACCAGCUGGUCAACAAGUCCACAUCCCAAGGGUUCUGUUUCAACAUCCUGUGCGUGGGUGAGACAGGUAUUGGCAAAUCCACAUUGAUGGACACUUUAUUCAACACCAAAUUUGAAAGUGACCCAGCGACUCAUAACGAGCCAGGUGUCCGGUUAAAAGCCAGAAGUUACGAACUACAGGAAAGCAAUGUGCGGCUGAAGUUAACCAUCGUCGACACGGUGGGAUUUGGAGACCAGAUUAAUAAAGAUGACAGCUAUAAGCCUAUCGUGGAAUAUAUUGAUGCCCAGUUUGAGGCGUACUUGCAAGAGGAAUUGAAAAUCAAACGUUCUCUCUUCAACUACCAUGACACCCGGAUUCACGCCUGCCUUUACUUCAUUGCCCCCACGGGACAUUCUCUGAAGUCCUUGGACCUGGUCACCAUGAAGAAACUGGACAGCAAGGUAAACAUCAUUCCAAUAAUUGCAAAGGCUGACACCAUUGCCAAGAACGAGCUGCACAAAUUCAAGAGUAAGAUCAUGAGCGAACUAGUCAGCAACGGGGUGCAGAUAUACCAGUUCCCCACAGAUGAGGAGACGGUGGCCGAGAUUAACGCAACGAUGAGUGUCCACCUCCCAUUUGCAGUGGUUGGCAGCACUGAAGAGGUGAAGAUUGGCAACAAGAUGGCCAAGGCCAGGCAGUACCCCUGGGGUGUGGUGCAGGUGGAGAAUGAAAACCACUGUGACUUCGUGAAGCUCAGGGAGAUGCUGAUCCGAGUGAACAUGGAGGACCUGCGAGAGCAGACGCACACUCGUCACUACGAGCUGUAUCGGCGCUGCAAGCUCGAGGAGAUGGGCUUCAAGGACACCGACCCGGACAGCAAGCCCUUCAGUCUUCAGGAGACGUAUGAAGCAAAAAGGAACGAAUUCCUGGGCGAACUGCAGAAGAAGGAGGAGGAGAUGAGACAGAUGUUUGUCUUGAGAGUGAAGGAGAAAGAGGCGGAACUUAAGGAGGCGGAGAAAGAGCUUCACGAGAAGUUUGACCUCCUGAAACGGACACACCAGGAGGAGAAGAAAAAGGUGGAGGACAAGAAGAAGGAGCUUGAAGAGGAGCUGAACAACUUCCAGAAGAAGAAGGCGGCAGCACAGCUCCUGCAAUCCCAGGCCCAGCAGUCUGGGGCCCAGCAAACCAAGAAGGACAAGAAAAAUAGUCCCUGGCUCUGCACGGAAUAAGCGAUACUCUCCAAUGUAAUUGGACGUGCUUUCGCCUUUGCAUCUUCUUCUUUAUGUAGCCAUCCCGUUGCCAAGCCCUACUCUCUCUUAAUGGACAGCAUUAGAAGAGCAGGAGCUGUCUGUCCACACAAGUUGGGGAAGAGUUACCUCAUUUCCACCAUCGCCUCCUGUUCUUUAAAGUCUGGGUCAAAUAUUGCACUGCUGUUUGUGUCUUUCAAUGUCUGUUUACAAACCACCACCCUCGGUGGCUACCGAAGUGACUUCAACUACCAAAACCAGUAACGGUCAUAUUAACUAAUUAAAAGAGUGAAGUAGAACACUUAGGCCCAAACCCCGGGGACUUGGGCUGGAAUCCUCUUGCUUAGCUGCCAUUUUCUCGAACAUCCUAAUCUAAGACCUAUGGGCCGAAGAGAGCAUGGGCCUCCACUUGAGGUUGUCAUCACCUGUGUGGCAAACAUAGCAUGUGGCACCCCCUGGUCUCCAUCCUAUGGGCAACUCCCACCAGCCCCAGCAGGAUCCUCAGCCGUCAGCAGGUCCUCAGAGUGGGGCAACCUGUGCUGCCUUCUGCUAGUUUUGUGGGUUGUUUUGGUUUGGGGUUUAAAAAAAAAAUUGCUAUUGCAUGCGCAGAGGUGGCUGCAGUUCUUCCUCUGGAACGUCCUAUUGAUAUGGUGUUUUU